Trachymyrmex septentrionalis is the source of this 1557-nucleotide messenger RNA. RefSeq lists its product as uncharacterized. The record is from RefSeq and is a predicted model, not a curated record. The coding region runs from base 1 to 1557 and encodes 518 amino acids. The transcript is spliced from 4 exons. Gene Ontology annotation, molecular function: zinc ion binding; nucleic acid binding. NCBI's taxonomy places the organism in Eukaryota, Metazoa, Arthropoda, Insecta, Hymenoptera, Formicidae.
AUGGAUUGCGAUGAGAGGACGGGAUGGUUCCGUGCAACGGCGAAACGUCUGAUCACAGCAGCUGUAUUUGAAGAUGAUGCUAUCGUUACGGAGCAUCGCGCAAUGCGUUUACUGAGCAGACGUUACGAUCUGACGAAUAUGGGCUACAAAUUUUUGGAAAUUGGUAUCAACGUUGGUCCAUCGAGUUACGUGGAGAUUGCUCUGGGAGAUCAUCGCGGACACGAACUGUCGCUGUCUCUUGAAACGUGGAAGAACCUUUACGAGCAGCGAUGGAAUAUUUACAAGAUGCUUCGAAUACAAGGACAAUUUUAUAAGCUUUGGACCGCUAACCGUCAGAGUUUGCAUGCUGAACGAUGUUACGCUCAUCACGCCCAAAAUGUAAAUCCGAGCUCAUCGACUACAAUUAACGUAUACAAUCAAUUAAAUACUCGCAUCGAGAAAUAUGUGUUCACCUCGGACGACGAGUCGAAACCAUUCCCAAAAUGGUUGUUAUGGUACGAAUAUACACUCGUCAAAGAAUCAGAGUCUCUUCCCGAAGAAAUGCGCACUCGUUUACUUCUAGACAACCUGGGUCAACCAGAAUUCGAUCGUUUAGUGGACCACGUCGCACCAGCGGAUCCGACCAAGAUGAAACAAACAGAUCUCAUCGCCAUUUUGAAGAAUCUCUUUCGUGACAAGACAUCUCUCCCCCGCCGCCGCAUCGAAAUCUUAAACUAUAGAUAUGACAAAGCUAUUCCUAUCUCUGAACACAUCGACCAAAUAAAUCGUUUGGCUUCAGAUUUCGAACGUUCUAAAUUCACGGAUGAUAAUUUCAGAGUUUUAUUACUCCUCCAAUCACUCUAUUUCUCAAGUGAUAACGAGGAUCUAAAAAAGAGGGCUCUAUGUGUAAUCGAGAAGAACGAAAAUGCUACUCUCAGUGAUAUCACUACAGAACUCGAGGCUCAUAUGAACGUAUCUACAAACUUGAAAACGCUCGAAAACCCAUCGAAUUUCUCCACUUCAACCACGCAGUCUGUGCGCUUCAAAUCAGAAAAGAAGAAACGGCCUUCAUCAGAAUCCACGAAACAGUCUGGCACCACGGAGAGUGUGCCUAGACAAUCGUCCAAUUGCAACGGCUGGGCACAUCGUCGUGCAAACUGUCCGUUCCGCGACGCCACGUGUUUUAAGUGUUCCUUAAAAGGCCACAUCGCGAAGGUGUGUCGCUCGAAGGAUAAGGUCGACUACCUUUCGACCGACAACACAAUCGAUAACACAGUUGAUAUCGAUAAGCCAGCAAUUCAAUCGAUAACUUCGCUUAACAACUAUCGACGCAUCUACAUUCCUACUGGAUCAGAUGUCACGACCAUCGGGAAAGACACGUGGAUACGUCUAGGCAGUCCUACACUUAGCUCCGGCAAAUCUGUGGAACACGCCGGGGGCAAUGCUCUGAAAACAUUAGGAAGAUUCAAGUGUAAAAUACGGGCUGCUAAUCGUGAAGGUGAUGUAGUGAUAGAUGUUGCCGCGCGCGACGGUCUUAACCUAUUCGGCUUAAACGCUAUCGAGAAGCUCAAUUUGUGA